AUGAAUUAUACCGAGUCCAGCCCAUUGACAGAAUCAACUGCAAUAGAUUUUACACCUGAGUUAGAAAGUAUCAUACCUGUGCCUUCCAAUGAGACCACAUGUCAAAACUGGAGAGAGAUACAUCACCUAGUUUUUCAUGUAGCAAAUAUUUUUUUCACAAUUGGGUUGGUUAUUCCAACUACUCUUCACCUUCAUAUGAUACUCCUUAGGGGAAUGUUAACUAUAGGAUGCACCUUUUAUAUUGUCUGGGCCACUCUCUACCGAUGUGCCUUGGAUAUCAUGAUCUGGAACUCUGUGUUCCUGGGUGUCAACAUUUUGCAUCUGUCAUAUCUUUUGUACAAGAAAAGACCGGUAAAGAUUGAGAAGGAGCUCAGUGGCAUCUACCGCCGAUUGUUUGAACCACUCCGUGUGCCUCCAGAUCUGUUCAGAAGAUUAACCGGCCAGUUUUGUAUGAUCCAAACCUUAAAAAGGGGCCAGACGUAUGCUGCAGAGGAUAAAACCUCAGUUGACGACCGUCUGAGUAUCCUCCUGAAGGGGAAAAUGAAGGUUUCCUAUCGAGGACAUUUUCUGCAUAACAUUUACCCCUGUGCCUUUAUAGAUUCUCCUGAAUUUAGAUCAACUCAGAUGCACAAAGGUGAAAAAUUCCAGGUCACCAUCAUUGCAGAUGAUAACUGCAGAUUUUUAUGCUGGUCAAGAGAAAGAUUAACUUACUUUCUGGAAUCAGAACCAUUUCUAUAUGAAAUAUUCAGGUAUCUUAUAGGAAAAGACAUUACAAAUAAGCUCUACUCAUUGAAUGAUCCCACCUUAAAUGAUAAAAAGGCCAAAAAGUUGGAACACCAGCUCAGCCUGUGCACACAGAUCUCCAUGCUGGAAAUGAGGAACAGUAUCGCCAGCUCCAGUGACAGUGAUGAUGGUUUACACCAGUUUCUUCGGGGCACCUCCAGCAUGUCCUCUCUCCAUGUGCCAUCCCCACACCAGCGGGGCUCCACCAAGAUGAAACCAAUCGAAGAAGGGGUGGAAGAUGACGAUGAGGUCUUUGAGCCUGUGUCUCCAAACGCACUGAAAGUCCAUCAGUUGCCUUGA
Messenger RNA from Callorhinus ursinus (northern fur seal), 1083 nucleotides. It is a transcript of the gene POPDC1, whose product is annotated as popeye domain cAMP effector 1. NCBI's taxonomy places the organism in Eukaryota, Metazoa, Chordata, Mammalia, Carnivora, Otariidae. The record is from RefSeq and is a predicted model, not a curated record. Gene Ontology annotation, molecular function: cAMP binding. Gene Ontology annotation, cellular component: sarcolemma. Gene Ontology annotation, biological process: heart development; striated muscle cell differentiation; skeletal muscle tissue development.